AUGAAGAAACAUGAUUAUCUACACUACACCCACAUAUUCCAGUGUUUCUCUCGACUCGUCUCAACCUUCAAAACUCAAACUUCUACCCUCAUCAGGAUGUGCAACUACACUAUAUGGUCUGUUUGCCGCAAUCGAUCCUUCCUAACAGUUGAAAUAGACUCCACGCUAGCUUCUACCCUCAUCAGGAUGUGCAACUACACUAUUUGGUCUGUUUGCCGCAAUCGAUCCUUCCUAACAGUUGAAAUAGACUCCACGCUAGCACGCUGCCUUGUAUUUUCUCGCCUUGACCCCAGUAACUCUCUGUUAUUUGGAACUCCAGCCUACCAAUUCCUCUCUUCAGCCAAUUCAAAACCGACUAGGCAAACUCGUUCUAGAAUGGCCUCGUUCAUCUUCAUCAUUUCUUGGCCACCAUUACUGACCGCCGAUUCAUCAACGUAUCAAAUAUAA
This is a messenger RNA of Helobdella robusta, 447 nucleotides long. RefSeq lists its product as hypothetical. NCBI's taxonomy places the organism in Eukaryota, Metazoa, Annelida, Clitellata, Rhynchobdellida, Glossiphoniidae. Bases 1 to 447 code for a protein of 148 amino acids. The record is from RefSeq and is a predicted model, not a curated record. The transcript has a single exon.